This is a messenger RNA of Micropterus dolomieu (smallmouth bass), 1703 nucleotides long. It is a transcript of the gene cnr2, whose product is annotated as cannabinoid receptor 2. Lineage: Eukaryota; Metazoa; Chordata; Actinopteri; Centrarchiformes; Centrarchidae. Gene Ontology annotation, cellular component: membrane. Bases 439 to 1608 code for a protein of 389 amino acids. The transcript is spliced from 3 exons. The record is from RefSeq and is a predicted model, not a curated record. Gene Ontology annotation, biological process: cannabinoid signaling pathway. Gene Ontology annotation, molecular function: cannabinoid receptor activity.
CUCCUCCCCUGAGUCCAUCCUGACCCUGUCUGCUGGAAAGGCAUCGCUCAAGAAGGACACAACACUUAGAAGUGUGUGAUCACUACACUUGCUCUCUAAAUCUAUGAAAAUGUUUCAUCUAAUUGUUUUCAUCUCUAUUACAUAUAAUGAAACAUAUAAAAAGGGACUCCUGUUGCAUAAUACUUCAAAAUAAUAUAAUUUGGGUUAUUUCCUCUCUCUCUCUCUGUUUCUUUCUGUAUCUCUCUCUCCCCCUCUCUUGUGUCAUCACAGCCACCCUUCCUAUCUUCUCCCCUCACUCGCACACCAGUCAGGUCUGUAGGUCUCUGUGGUUGCUCUGCUGCUAAGAGACCUACCUCAGAUCUUCUGUAUCAGGAAAAAAGCUAUAAAACCGCAGACGUCAGAAAACACAAGGCACUGGCCCACAUAGUAACAACUGAAAUGGAGGAAUGGGAAGUUCCCACUUCUUUAGGACCUACAGAAGCCAAAGAGGACUCCUCAUUACCAACAGUUAACAGGUCUUGUGAGAAUCUGGAAUGCUACAUGGUCCUCGUCGAGGCGGAGAAGACAGCCAUUGGCUCCAUAUGUUUCCUGGCAGGCCCUGUCACACUGCUGGAGAAUGUUCUGGUUUUGGGAGUGAUCGCUGCCACAGCCACCCUGCGGCAACGACCUUCAUAUCUUUUCAUUGCCAGCCUUGCUCUGGCUGAUGUCUUCGCCAGCUGCUUCUUCACCACCAGCUUCCUCGACUUUCACCUCUUUCGCCGCAGUGACGGCCCCACCGCCUACCUCUUUAAAUUAGGUGGUGUCACUAUGGCCUUCAGUAGCUCAGUGGGGAGUUUACUGCUGACCGCUCUGGACCGCUACCUCUGCAUCCACCAGGCCUCCAGUUAUAAGUUACUACUGACCCGCCGGCGAGCACUGCUGAGCCUGCUGAUCCUCUGGAGUGCCACCAUCUUCAUCUCCUUCUUGCCACUGAUGGGCUGGAGGUGUCCCACAGAGCUCAAUCCCCCCUGCUCACGCCUGUUUCCCUACAUCAACCAGGGCUAUCUGGCCUGCUGGACCAGCUUCAUCCUGGUGCUUCUGGCUCUCAUUUUGGGGGCUUAUGCUCUCAUCCUGUGGAAGGCCCACCGCCAUGAGUCCUCCAUGACAAGUUUCCAGGGAGCAGCAGGGACAGGCCAGGCCCGCAUGAGGAUGGAUAUCCGGCUAGCACGUACCUUUGGCCUGAUCCUACUCAUACUAGUGGGCUGCUGGCUCCCUGCGCUCUCGAUCAUGUUAGCUGAUGUUUCUGUGCUCCUGACCCGCAACCAACAGAGGGCCUUCGCAUUUUGCAGCACCCUCUGCCUGGUUAACUCUGCAGUUAACCCACUGCUGUAUGGACUGCGCUGCCGAGAUCUAAGAGUUGCUCUACUGCAGUUGCUACAAAGGGUGUGUGAAAUUAGGAGGUGUAAAAAAUCUACAGAGGACUCAACCCAAGGAUUACCCUCCGCAGAAGACACCUGCAUUCCCCUGUCUGAAGAUGAGAUGCCCAUGACCAGUCAACUUGUCUCUGUCUCAGAAGUGGUGAACAAUCAGCAGCUGAACAUCAGAAAAUGUGUUGAAAUUAUGGAGUAGCUGUACAAAUCAAGAGGUGUCUGUAAUGGCAGUGUGCUUUGGGUCUAAAGAAUGUCACUCUAGAUUAAGAAUAAAAUCUACAAUAUCUACAAGCA